Molecule: messenger RNA, 1713 nt
Organism: Raphanus sativus (radish)
Lineage: Eukaryota; Viridiplantae; Streptophyta; Magnoliopsida; Brassicales; Brassicaceae
Product: ethylene-responsive transcription factor CRF2
Exons: 1
Coding region: 567-1517 (316 amino acids)
Biological process (GO): regulation of DNA-templated transcription
Molecular function (GO): DNA-binding transcription factor activity; DNA binding
Source: RefSeq, a predicted model, not a curated record
UUUAAAUCUCCCAUCUUCUUCCUCGUGUCACUCUUUCUAACACUCUGCAAAAAACAUUUUCUUUUCUCUCUGCACACUAAAAAUUUCCAAGAAUAUUUCCUAGAAAAGGAGCAUCUUCCUCUUUAUCUCUCCCCUCUCAUCUCUCGAUAACCAAACGGUGGGUUUGUGUUGAUUCCAUAAGAAUAUAACAAAAAGCUCUCUUUUUUUUUCUUCUUCUUUCUCCUUUCUUCAACUUUCACAAAAUAAAAUCUUUGCUUUCUUCCCCCCUCCUCCCUCCUCUCUCUGUUUGUAUUAACAAGGUUUACCUCUUGCAGUUUUCUGUGCCUUUUGCUUUGUAGCUUUCCAUAAAAAGAAAGAAAAAAAAUCUCGUCCUUUGAUAAAACUUUUUUGGCAGAGAAGCAUCACACUCUUAUCUCUCUUGUCUCUCAAGUUUCUUCCUUUUUCGAAAAAAAAUCCGUCUUUAUUCUUUGUCUCUUUCCUUUUUGCUUUAAAAUAAUUUCUCAAAUCUCUUAUGAUAUAAACACAGUAUCACAGUCUAAGUAACGGAGAGAUAGAGAGAGAUAACAAUGGAGACAGAGAAGCAACUUGUUCUCCCGAAAACCAAAUCCACAGAGCACAAAACCAACACCACGAGAACCGAACCGGACUUAACCAAACACCACCAACACCACCAACCAAGGAUUCUCCGUAUCUCCGUAACCGACCCAGACGCAACAGAUUCCUCCAGCGACGAAGAAGAAGAACGACUAGUCUCUAAACGCCGUCGUAUCAAGAAGUUUGUAAACGAAGUAGCUCUCGAUAGUUGUCGUACCAGUCAAACCGAACCGAAGAAGAGAAGGAAGAGAGCGGUUACAGUCAAACCGGAACCCGCCUCUGCUCCGGCACUCCCGACGACGUCGACGACGGAGAAGAAAUACCGGGGAGUAAGACAGCGUCCGUGGGGGAGAUGGGCGGCGGAGAUAAGAGAUCCGCUUAGACGCGUGCGCCUCUGGCUCGGAACUUACAACACGGCGGAGGAAGCCGCCUUGGUCUACGACAGCGCCGCGAUUCAGCUCCGCGGUCCCGACGCCCUCACCAACUUCUCCCCUCCUCCGCCGUUGCCGUCGACGGAGAAAACCUCUCCGCCGCCGCAGCCGGUUAAGAGGAAGAGAAAAAUCAGAGACGACGCCGCUUCUUCCUCCGCCAGCAGCGACGGCGUCUGCUCUCCGGUGUCUGUUCUCCGAUCACCGUUUGCCGCCGACAAAACCGCGGCGGUCAUCGUCAAGGAAGAGCCUUCGCCUUCGGCGUCUGCGUCGGAGGCUUUCUCCGAUUUCUCGGCGCCGCUGUUCACCGACGAGGACUUGUUCGAUUUCGGGAGCUACGUCGUUCCCGACUAUCUCGGCGGCGACAUCUUCGCUGACACGUGUACUGAUAUGAAUUUCGGGUUUGAUUUCGGAUCCGGGUUAUCAGACUGGCACGUGGAUGACCAUUUUCAAGAUAUUGGGGAUCUAUUCGGGUCGGAUCCUAUGACUGUUUAAUAAAAUUAAAUAGUUUACCCGGCCGUUACUAAACGGACUCGCGAAGUUUUGUAUGUUCGUUAUCUAAAUAUCUUUUUAGCUUUCUGUUAUCCUUGUCGUCGUUAUAUAAAUAUACUAUGAAUCAAAUGUAUUAAUGCUGUAGUUAAUGGCUUAAUGGUCUUUUUAAAUGGUUAUUAACGUUUAAGUUAUAAGUCCG